CCAGUAACUACAAGAAGCUUUUCUGGUUAGUGCCAGUCUCUAUGUCUAUGUGGAGAACCAGAAAAUCCGGGACAAGACCAACGCUUCUAAGAUCGAUGCCCUAGUUCAUGUAAAAGUGCGCCCAGCAGCUGAAAAAAGAAGCAGUAAGUGCAGAGAAAUUCAUGAAGUACAUCGAGAGGUACUUCAAUCUCAUGAAGGGACUUGAGAGCGAAGUUUCCACCGACUCCAGCGAAAGAAAGAAGCUUAAGGGCGUAAAGCAAAAAGAGAAUGCUUCGUCUGUAGCUCAGAAAAUUCCAGCCGUCCAGCAGACUUCUCCAGUUCAAAAAGAGAAGGCUUCGUCUGUAGCUCAGAAAAUUCCCGCCGUCCAGCAGACUUCUUCGGUUGUUCAGGAAAUGUCUUCUGUCGAGAAGACUGCUCCAGUUCAAGAGGAAAUGCCUGCCAUCCAGCAGACUUCUCCAGUUCAAGAAGCCAAGCAGACUUCUCCAGUUCAAGAGGAAAUGCCCGCUGCCAAGCAGACUUCUCCAGUUGAUCAGGAAAUGCCCGCUGUCAAGCAGACUUCUCCAGUUCAAGAGGAAAUGCCCGCUGCCAAGCAGACUUCUCCAGUUCAAGAGGAAAUGCCCGCUGCCAAGCAGACUUCUCCAGUUCAAGAGGAAAUGCCCGCUGCCAAGCAGACUUCUCCAGUUGAUCAGGAAAUUCCCGCUGCCAAGCAGACUUCUCCAGUUGAUCAGGAAAUUCCCGCUGCCAAGCAGACUUCUCCAGUUCAAGAGGAAAUGCCCGCUGCCAAGCAGACUUCUCCAGUUCAGGAGGAAAUUCCCACUGCCAAGCAGACUUCUCCAGUUGAUCAGGAAAUUCCCGCUGCCAAGCAGACUUCUCCAGUUGAUCAGGAAAUGCCCGCUGCCAAGCAGGCUUCUCCAGUUCAGGAGGAAAUUCCCGCUGCCAAGCAGACUUCUCCAGUUGAUCAGGAAAUGCCCGCUGCCAAGCAGACUUCUCCAGUUGAUCAGGAAAUUCCCGCUGCCAAGCAGACUUCUCCAGUUCAAGAGGAAAUUCCCGCUGCCAAGCAGACUUCUCCAGCUCAAGAGGAAAUUCCCACUGCCAAGCAGACUUCUCCAGUUCAAGAGGAAAUUCCCGCUGCCAAGCAGACUUCUCCAGUUCAGGAGGAAAUUCCCGCUGCCAAGCAGACUUCUCCAGUUCAAGAGGAAAUUCCCUCUGCCAAGCAGACUUCUCCAGUUCAGGAGGAAAUGCCCGCUGCCAAGCAGACUUCUCCAGUUGAUCAGGAAAUUCCCGCUGCCAAGCAGACUUCUCCAGUUGAUCAGGAAAUUCCCGCUGCCAAGCAGACUUCUCCAGUUCAAGAGGAAAUUCCCGCUGCCAAGCAGACUUCUCCAGUUGAUCAGGAAAUGCCCGCUGCCAAGCAGACUUCUCCAGUUCAGGAGGAAAUUCCCGCUGCCAAGCAGACUUCUCCAGUUCAAGAGGAAAUUCCCGCUGCCAAGCAGACGUCUCCAGUUGAUCAGGAAAUUCCCACUGCCAAGCAGACUUCUCCAGUUGAUCAGGAAAUUCCCGCUGCCAAGCAGACUUCUCCAGUUCAGGAGGAAAUUCCCGCUGCCAAGCAGACUUCUCCAGUUGAUCAGGAAAUUCCCGCUGCCAAGCAGACUUCUCUAGUUCAAGAGGAAAUUCCCGCUGCCAAGCAGACUUCUCCAGUUGAUCAGGAAAUUCCCGCUGCCAAGCAGACUUCUCCAGUUGAUCAGGAAAUUCCCGCUGCCAAGCAGACUUCUCCAGUUGAUCAGGAAAUUCCCGCUGCCAAGCAGACUUCUCCAGUUGAUCAGGAAAUUCCCGCUGCCAAGCAGACUUCUCCAGUUGAUCAGGAAAUGCCCGCUGCCAAGCAGGCUUCUCCAGUUGAUCAGGAAAUGCCCGCUGCCAAGCAGACUUCUCCAGUUGAUCAGGAAAUGCCCGCUGCCAAGCAGACUUCUCCAGUUGAUCAGGAAAUUCCCGCUGCCAAGCAGACUUCUCCAGUUCAAGCAGGAAAUGCCCGCUGCCAAGCAGACUUCUCCAGUUCAAGAGGAAAUGCCCGCUGCCAAGCAGACUUCUCCAGUCCAGCAGAUGGCUCCUCCUGCCAAUCCCCGCGACGCAAAGGAGCAAAAGAAGGCCGAGCAGCAGCGCCUGAAGGAGGAAAAGGCUGCCAAGGCCAAGAGGGAAAAGGAGGAGAAGGAAGAAAUGAAACGUCGCCAGCAAGAGGAAAAGAAGCAGCAGCUCCAGCGCCAGAAGGAGGAAAAGGAAGAAAAGGCGAAGUUGGAAAAGGAAAAGAAAGAGGAAGCGAAGAGGGAACAGGAACGCCUUAA
Penaeus chinensis is the source of this 2333-nucleotide messenger RNA. RefSeq names its product nucleolar protein dao-5-like. The transcript has a single exon. The record is from RefSeq and is a predicted model, not a curated record. NCBI's taxonomy places the organism in Eukaryota, Metazoa, Arthropoda, Malacostraca, Decapoda, Penaeidae. The coding region runs from base 162 to 2333 and encodes 723 amino acids.